AUGGAGGCGGCGGGCUCCAGUUCGUCCCGGCCGCCGAAGCGCCGCCGGCCCGGGCUGCGUCCGUCGGCGCCUCUGGAGGUGGCCGGCGCGAGGACGCCGUACAUGCCGUCCCUCUGCACCAACUCCAAGAACCCGUCCACCAAAUGCUACGGUGACAGAUUCAUACCAGAUAGGUCAGCGAUGGACAUGGACAUGGCAUAUUACCUCCUUACGGAACCUAAGAAGGGAAAGGAAAAUGAAGCCGUGGUAUCACCGGCUAAAGAAGCAUACAGGAGGCUUCUUGCUGAGAAACUCCUGGGCAGCAGAACCAGGAUUCUUGCCUUCAGGAACAAGCCACCAGAACCGGAAGGGAUGCUGCCACAGAUUUUAUUUGAAACUCCGACUUCCAGUCAGACCAAGCCUACUAAACAGCGCCGAAAGAUUCCCCAGUUUGCUGAGAGGACGUUAGAUGCCCCUGGAGUGGUUGAUGAUUACUAUCUUAACGUGCUGGACUGGGGAAGCAAAAAUUUGGUGUCCGUUGCCCUUGAGAAUACCCUGUACUUGUGGAAUGCAUCUGAUAGCUCUACUUCUGAGCUUGUGACUGUUGACGCUGACUAUGGUCCCAUUACUAGUGUCAGCUGGGCUUGUGAGGGGCAACAUAUUGCCGUUGGCCUUAACUCUUCUGACAUCCAGCUCUGGGAUACGAGUUCUAAUCGUAUGCUGAGAACACUCCGAGGUGUCCAUGAGUCAAGGGUUGGUUCACUGGCUUGGAACAGUAGCAUCCUGACAACCGGUGGAAUGGAUGGCAAGAUCGUGAACAAUGAUGUCAGGAUGAGAUCCCAUAUGGUUCAGACAUACCGAGGGCAUGAAGCAGAGGUAUGCGGGUUGAGAUGGUCAGGAUCUUUGCAGCAAUUGGCGAGUGGUGGAAACGACAAUCUGGUGCACAUAUGGGAUGCAUCAAUGGCGUCUUCUAAUCCAUCUCUGGGUCACAAUAGAUGGCUCCAUAGGUUUAGUGACCACUUGUCUGCAGUGAAGGCUCUUGCCUGGUGUCCAUUCCAGAGCAAUUUACUUGCCUCUGGUGGUGGUGGAAAUGAUCGAUGCAUCAAAUUCUGGAACACACACACUGGUCUAUGUCUGAAUUCUGUUGAUACUGGGGCCCAGGUAUGCGCACUGCUCUGGAAUAAGAAUGAAAAGGAGCUGUUGAGCGCCUGCGGGUUUGUACAGAAACCACUCACAUUAUGGAAGUACCCGUCGAUGGUUAAAUUGGCCGAACUCGAAGGCCACACUUCACGUGUCCUCUGCUUGGCACAGAGCCCCGAUGGCCCCACGGUAGCCUCCGUUGCAGCAGAUGAGACUCUAAGGUUCUGGAAUGUGUUUGGAACUUCUGAAGCACCGAAACCUGCAGCCAAGACCGUACACACUGGAAUGUUUAGUUUCAGUCAUAUCAGAUGA
Messenger RNA from Triticum turgidum subsp. durum (durum wheat), 1431 nucleotides. NCBI's taxonomy places the organism in Eukaryota, Viridiplantae, Streptophyta, Magnoliopsida, Poales, Poaceae. The record is from the annotation of a GenBank genome assembly.